AUGGCUCAUUCAAGCGAAGCCAGCUGGGAAACAGUUUAUCAGGAUGAGGUGUCUGCAGAUAUUGAUAUUGUACCAGGAAAAACACUGGAUGGUCACUACGGUAUAUUCUACAUUUUGAAGUUCAUCGACAGCGGAUAUUAUGGUAAAGUUGUCAAAGCAAAAAAUGUCAUUACAAGGCAGUCAGUCGCCCUGAAGAUCAUCAACAACGAAGAAGAAGACGUCAUUGCGAACGAGAUUGAGAUACUGCAAACUCUUAGGACUCUAGACGCUGACGAGUCUAACAUUGUGAAUUUCUAUGAGUGGUUUGAGCACUGUGGACACACCUGUCUAGGUAUGUAGAUUAUAUUCCAUUUCACCAUUCUGUUUUACUGUUGAAUGAAAGUAUUUCUUUGGAUAUCAGAGAUAUGUGGUAAAAAGUUAUACGUUUACUGCACUAAAAACAUCUUGUAAAUUAUCAGGUCUAAUUUCAGACCAAACACUGGGUACCAUUGUAUUUAAACCUUGAUAUUCAGAAAUUUCUAAUUUGGUCUAAAAUGCAUUACAAAGGCAUAAUUUUUUUUUAGUUAGAAAUAAGAGAAAAAACAUUUGUAAAUAUUUCAGAUUUUGCAGUGGUCUUUUUUAAUAAUUCAUGUAUUUUAAUGCUCUUUAGUGUUACUCUUACCUUGUUCUAUCUCAUCUAAUCGUGAUUUUUUUUUUUGUCUUAUCUUUUUGUAGUCUUUGAAAUGCUGGACAAAAGUCUUUACGAUCUAUUGAAUGAAAACGGUAUGCCAUUCUCUCUUCAUGAGAUUCGUCCAAUCACCCAUCAACUUCUGUCGGCCUUUGAUGCCCUGGGAGACAUUGGUAUCAUAUACAAUGACCUAAAGCUUGAAAAUGUUAUGUUGGUUAACCAGAGAGACCAGCCUUUCAGAGUCAAACUUAUAGACUUCGGUCUGUCCAUUAAGACCUCUGAAGUGGACGACGGUUUGGGAAUGCCGAUAGUUCCUUACAGAGCUCCGGAACUGUUCCUGGGCCUCCCCUUCUCAGAGGCAAUAGACAUGUGGGCUCUGGGGUGUAUUCUGUUUCAAAUGUUUCUCUUUGACUACCCAUUUGGUAAUGACUUCAGUAAGAUUGGGACCAUGGAGAACAUCGUAGCCAUCAUGGGUCAGCCAGCUGAUCACCUCCUCAAUGCUGGAAAAUUCACAACAGACUACUUUGUAAAGAACCCAUCCUCAGAACACCCAAAAUGGUUGGUGAAAAACCAGACAAAAACUGGUCUUGAACCUAAACCCGCACUGAGUGUUAAUUCUCUGGAGGACCUGGUCACACUUAACCCUGUGAACCAUGGGUCCAUUGAGAUCGAAGACCGCAGAGCCUUUGUGAGCCUCUUGAAGGGUCUCCUAAACACUGACCCAGAGAAGAGGAUUAGCCCCAAGCAGGCUCUAAGUCAUCCAUUCAUCACCAUGGUCCACCUGCAGGAGAAUGCUGGCAGCCAGUACCUGGAAGACGCCAGGGACAAAAUGGUCAUGACUUACAGGAACAGAUCAGAGGAGAAUCAUCUUAGUCCAGCUUCUGUGGUAGACAAACAAAUAGAACUAGCUGAAGCUGAUGAUAUUGAAUCAGGAGAUAUACUGAAUGGUGACCUCGGUCAAUACUGCGUUUCAAUGUUCCUCAGCAAGGGAGCUUUUGGUAAAGUUGUCAAAGCAAAAAAUGUCAUUACAGGGCAGUCAGUCGCCCUGAAGAUCAUCAACAACGAACAAGAAGACGUCAUUGCGAACGAGAUUGAGAUCCUGCAAACUCUUAGGACUCUAGACGCUGACGAGUCUAACAUUGUGCAGUUCUUUGAGUGGUUCGAGCACUACGGACACACCUGUCUAGGUAUGUAUAUUAUAUUCCAUUUCACCAUUCUGUUUUACUGUUGAAUGAAAGUAUUUCUUUGGAUAUCAGAGAUAUGUGGUAAAAAGUUAUACGUUUACUGCACUAAAAACAUCUUGUAAAAUAUCAGGUCUAAUUUCAGACCAAACACUGGGUACCAUUGUAUUUAAACCUUGAUAUUCAGAAAUUACUAAUUUGGUCUAAAAUACUUUACAAAGGCAUAAUUUUUUUUUAGUUAGAAAUAAGAGAAAAAACAUUUGUAAAUAUUUCAGAUUUUGCAGUGGUCUUUUUUAAUAAUUCAUGUAUUUUAAUGCUCUUUAGUGUUACUCUUACCUUGUUCUAUCUCAUCUAAUCGUGAUUUUUUUUUUUUUUGUCUUAUCUUUUUGUAGUCUUUGAAAUGCUGGACCAAAGUCUUUUUAAUCAAUUGCGAAAAAACGGUGGGCCAUUCUCUCUUUGUGAGAUUCGUCCAAUCACCCAGCAACUUCUGUCGGCCUUUGAUGCCCUGGGAGACAUUGGGAUCAUAUACAAUGACCUAAAGCUUGAUAAUGUUAUGUUGGUUAACCAGAGAGACCAGCCUUUCAGAGUCAAACUUAUAGACUUCGGUCUGUCCGUUAAGACCUCUGAGGCGGACGACGGUUUUGGAAUCCCGACAGUCCCUUUCAGAGCUCCUGAACUGUUCCUGGGCAACCCCUCCUCAGAGGCAAUAGACAUGUGGGCUUUGGGGUGUCUUCUGUUCCAAAUGUUUCUCUGUGAAAACCCAUUUGGUAAUGACUUCAGUGAGAUUGGGACCAUGGAGAACAUCGUAGCCAUCAUGGGUCAGCCAGCUGAUCACCUCCUCAAUGCUGGAAAAUUCACAACAGACUACUUUGUAAAGAACCCAUCCUCAGAACACCCAAAAUGGUUGGUGAAAAACCAGACAAAAACUGGUCUUGAACCUAAACCCGAACUGAGUGUUAAUUCUCUGGAGGACCUGGUCACACUUUACCCAUGGAACCAUGGGUCCAUUGAGAUCGAAGACCGCAGAGCCUUUGUGAGCCUCUUGAAGGGUCUCCUAAACACUGACCCAGAGAAGAGGAUUAGCCCCAAGCAGGCUCUAAGUCAUCCAUUCAUCACCAUGGUCCACCUGCAGGAGAAUGCUGGCAGCCAGUACCUGGAAGACGCCAGGGACAAAAUGGUCAUCACUUACAGGAACAGGUCAGAGGAGAAUCAUCUUAGUCCAGCUGCUGUGGUAGACAAACAAGAAGAACCAGCUGAAGCUGAAGCAGCUAUAAGCCGCUCAGCUGUAGAAGAUCCAGCUCUUACCAACAUUAACCAGUCAGAGGAGGAUGUUUUAAACACAAGUGAGCUAGUGAGGUUUGACUCUGAUCCUCAACUUGUAAUAGGUCCAUCGGUGAGAAGGAGAGGUGGCCCACUAAGACGGGUCAGACGUUUCUUUGGCAGAGUCUUUAGGGCCAUGUGUUGUUGUCUCCCGCCUAGGGAUGACUAGAACGUCCUGUGUUCGGAUCCGGGUCAGGGUGUUUCUGUGUGUAGUUUGCAUGUUCUCCCUGUGUCUGUGUGGGUUUACUCCGGGUGCUCCGGUUUUCUCCCACAUUCUUUCAACAAAAAAAAAAAAACCCUUGUGGUUUUUCUCUCCCAUGGGAGGGUUUUAAUUCCCCUCCUCGAGCUACCACCUUACCAUGGUGGAGGGGUUUGUGUGUCCUGAUGAUCCCAGGAGCUAAGUUGUCGGGGCUUUAUGCUUCUGGUAGGUUCAACCAUGGCAAACAUGUCCUGGAGGUGGGAUCAGACUAAGGGUAGCUCAAAUAGACCUUUUUUGAUGAGUAAAAUAUUUAGUAUCCAGUUUUCCUCACACAGGUUACUGAGCCACCCAGGUGAUGGCGUGCACCUGAUGGCUGGGCCUGCACCCAUGGGGCCGGCUGGGCACAGCCAAAAGAGGCAACGUGGGACCCCCUUCCCUUGGGCUCACCACCCAUAUAGCAGGGGCCAAAGGAGUUGGGUGCAAUGUGAGUUGGGCCGCAGCUGAAGGUGGACCCUUGGCGGUCUGAUCCUCGACUGCAGAGUCUAGUUCUAGGGACAUGGAAUGUCACCUCCCUGGUGGGAAAGUAGCCUGAACUGGUGUGAGGUGGAAAGGUUCCAUCAAGAUAUAGUCAGAAUCACCUCAACACGUAGUGUGGGCUCUGGAAACAGCUCUCCCCAGAGGGAGAAUUAUCUGAUCUAGAUCAUACAGUUUUAACUGAAUUCUGUUUUUUGUGCAUUUUUGUAGGCCAUAUUUUGCACCACCAUGUGUCUAUGGUAGCACAGAACGGACAAACCAUGCACCAUAUGCAUUUUUUUAGGUAAUAGUUGCCAAUCAAUAUUGCACUGGUAGGAGGAGAGGUGCUGUUGUGCAGAAAACAAUCUUUUUUGACUGAUGUUGUUGACUUAACAAGAACCUGAAGGGAUUCAAUAAAACUCUGCCUCACGGUCUGAUACAUAAUAAUAUAUGUAUUUAUUUUCAAUAUAAAUAUCUGCCUAAUGUUUCCAUUUUAGAUGUUUUUAACAAACCAAACAGUUUGGAAAUCAUGUGCAACUUCAGUUAUGUUGAAUCGAAAGAGCAUUUUUGCCUCUCCAACUGAUGUAAAAUUGCUGGGUCAACUAAUACGUACUUGAUCUCACUCACAGCGAGUCUGUUAGCCAAGUUAGACAGCUGAUAAACACAAGCACAUCCACAAAGACUGUCACUGAGACAAAAUAAAUAAGUAGAUAAAAAAAUAAGCUGUCAUACAAGAAUUUUAAAUCUCGAUUGUGGUCUCAGCCUUGACAAAGCAACUCAGAGUUAACCCUAGUGCGCAAAUAGCCGUGAAACAACUGUGCUGCAUGAUGAAGUCUUUUCUUUUCUCAAAGAAAAUUUGACAUUUUAAUAUGUCUAAUCAUCCUGACUCAUAGCCACAUUAUGGUCUGUAAAUAAACAAAACCAUUUGAAUAUCUGUCAAGAUUUCAGCGAGUUAAGAGGAUUUUUGAUCAUGCAGAUUACUCAACUUCAGUCAGCUACCAUAGAGUAAGACUGCACGAUGGUGGAAAAAACUAACACUGCAAUUUUUUUCAACGCUGGGAUAUGUAUUAUGAAAAUAAAAAAUAGAGGCAUUUCACCAGAUGACCUGAAUAGCACUUUAUAUUGAGCUGCACUGCUGAAAUCUUGAGGACAGAUAACCUGCACUGAUCCUACCUCUUUUUGUGAAUGUUAGUAGGAUAGCUUCUGUCCGUCUUAGAGAUGUUUUUAGCUUUUAUUGUUCUGGGACAUUAUCGUGGAAACAGAUGAAAGGCACUGCAGACACAGAACAGGUGUUUGGUUACUUCAUCCUUCUUGUAACCAAAAUAAUUACAGAUAAGUGACUUUGCUUUUCUUUUUGUCAACAAGUAUUCAUCUUUGGCAGUAAGUGACCUUGCUUUUCUUUUUGUCAGCAAGUAUUCAUCUUCGGAGGUUUUCUUUUGUUCGUUUCUCAUUUUGCAAUCCCAUCCCAGUACACAUCAGCUCACGUCAUCACUCCCAUCAAUACAAGCCCGUCUCUGCAGGUCCACAGCCCCGGGUGGCUCUAA
Messenger RNA from Xyrichtys novacula (pearly razorfish), 5424 nucleotides. Lineage: Eukaryota; Metazoa; Chordata; Actinopteri; Labriformes; Labridae. The record is from the annotation of a GenBank genome assembly.